AUACAGAAUCUGCGACCUCGGAAUCAAGGUCACCGAAAAAACUCGGGAUUUCUUUUUUGACAAAUGUCAAGGGAAGUACCGUGUCGAUUCACAGAGAAAUGCCAAAUACCCAACCGUUUUGGCUCGUUUUUAACCCAAUCAAAGAUUUGCCCGGUUUCCCAGAACCCCUGAAAGGAACGAUUACCCAAGUUCG
Dentiscutata erythropus is the source of this 193-nucleotide messenger RNA. Lineage: Eukaryota; Fungi; Glomeromycota; Glomeromycetes; Diversisporales; Gigasporaceae. The record is from the annotation of a GenBank genome assembly.